UUUCAAUAUUUUUUUAUAUGUGCUCGCACGUGAAUUUAUAAUUUUUUAUUUGACUAUAAUCUAUUGAGAACUUAAUCGUAGAAUAUUUAAACAAUAAUGGGAGAUUUUUUUAAUAAUAGCAGUGAAAAUUUUGACUUGGGUUCUUCGUCAGGUGGUGGUACUGACAAAUUUAAAGCCGAUGAAAUACAAAAAGUUAUAAUGAUGGAACAACAGAAAGCUCAACUAAAUGCACAAAUUCAAGAGAUCAGUGAAAUGUGUUGGGAAAAGUGUGUGGAUAAACCAUCAGCAAAGCUUGGUUCAAAAACCGAAGCGUGCCUUUCAAAUUGUGUUAAAAGAUUUUUCGAUUCUUCAGUUAUCAUUGCACACAGAUUCAAUCAGUUGAUUCAAAGGUCCAACACUGGUUAACCAAAUACCUACAUUUUUGUGUCCCAUUCUUUAUUAUAAUGUUAAUUCUGUAGUAAUUGAGCGAGCAACUUUUCAAUAUAAAUCAAGUAAUAUAAAUUGUUUUUAAUGGUUCUGUAUUGUACAUACCUAUAGUUUGAGUGGAAAUUGCUUGUUAUAUUAUUAAUGUUCGAUAUUGUUCAAUAUAAAAUAAAAUAUAGUUUAUAAUA
Aphis gossypii (cotton aphid) is the source of this 611-nucleotide messenger RNA. RefSeq names its product mitochondrial import inner membrane translocase subunit Tim8 (gene Tim8). The record is from RefSeq and is a predicted model, not a curated record. NCBI's taxonomy places the organism in Eukaryota, Metazoa, Arthropoda, Insecta, Hemiptera, Aphididae. Bases 97 to 405 code for a protein of 102 amino acids. The transcript is spliced from 2 exons.